Molecule: messenger RNA, 4708 nt
Organism: Spirodela intermedia
Lineage: Eukaryota; Viridiplantae; Streptophyta; Magnoliopsida; Alismatales; Araceae
Source: the annotation of a GenBank genome assembly
AUGGAAGUUGUCGACGAGGACAGCCCUCCUCUUGCCGUUCUAAUCGGAGAGACCUCUGAGACCCGCCCUGCGGAAUCUCUGGGGAAGCCUGAGGAGUAUUCGCGAGGGACUGAAGGUGGCCCCCCUGUCGGAGUUACCGUCAUCACCGGCUACCUUGGCGCCGGAAAAUCCACGGUGAGGCCGCCCUUCGAGUUCCUCGUGCUCCUGUACCCCCAUCCCGGUCCCAUACUCGUUUCUGGAUAUAAUCAAUCCCUAAAAAUCGGUAUACUUCGACUGCAUCGCGGUUAUCCGAUCCUUUGUGGAACCCUUAGUGGCCCCCAGUUGGAGCAUGGUUUUGUGUUUAUUCCACUUCCUUCUGCAUCCCAUUCUUGACCUAGUUUUCGAGUUCUCUCCGAGUUCGAUGAUCAGAAAUUUCCUACUCCCCGGCACCAACUCGAUUGAUAUCUGUACUGUAUUUCAUGGAGAUAACUUUCUAGUGCAUGUUGUAAAUCGGAUCACAGGGGAAAGCGAGACUACUCCCUGGUCCGGACUUGCAAACGGUGUGAGCUUUGAACUCGUCAGAUUUUUCGACCACUCUUUCUUGAAGCGAGGAUCGUAGUCUAUACUUGCAGGAAUCGUACCCAUUUUCUCGACUGAGACUAUACGUUUAUUAGUGCUGGUCACACUGUGUCUUGGUUUAUCCAGAACCUGUAAAGCUAGAGAGCAACACAUUCCCGUUUGAGAUCGCAAUGGAACGAAAUUUUCAUGGAAAACACAAUUAUUUUUUUUCAUAGAACAUAUCGUCUCUGUUUCAUGAUGAUUUGAUUAUCAGAAUCAAAUGAUGCACAUUCCAUGUGGAUGGAAUCUGAAAAAUGGUUGCUUUGCCGUGUUGUUUUGUCUCAGUUGGUCAACUACGUAUUGAAUGGGAAACAUGGGAAGAGGAUUGCAGUAAUUCUCAAUGAGUUUGGAGAGGAAAUAGGAGUCGAGAGGGCAAUGAUCAACGAAGGUGAAGGGGGGGCUGUUAUUGAGGAGUGGGUUGAGCUUGCUAAUGGCUGUGUCUGUUGCACUGUGAAGCACAGUCUAGUUCAAGCAUUGGAAGAGCUGGUACAAAGGAAAGAGAGGUUAGCCCUCCUCUUGUUACUUGUUCCAAUAAUAAGCUGCUAGUCGAGUGGAUUUAUUUGAAAUUCGCAUUCUUGAUGCUUGUAUUGCAUUUGAGUUGCUUUCUGGCUUUUGCUCAACAUUUCUUGAAUUGGAAUCGAUUAUUUUUGAUUCAUUGUUCAGCUAGUAUUGGCUGGUCUCCAUAUAUUUAUAUAUAUGUGCAUCCAGCCAGAGAUAGAGAGAGAGAGAGAGAGAGAGUCAUGAGUAGAUAAUAUCCCAUCAGUUUAAAGACGUUGGGGCCCAUGACUUGAGACGAAAAUGGUGAGACAUAAAUCCUUCUUGGCGGCAUACGAAAUCAAGGAGUCAACAUGUUUAUAGUUCGUGGUAAAAUAUCCAAGCAUAUUGAAUUUCUCAUCGCCUCUCUAUAGGCCAUUGAAUUCCUGUUCAUGGCAAAAAUCAUGCUCAGUGGGUACCGUACUUUCAUUAAAUAGAGCAAUAGUUUCCCACGCGGUUAAUGCCAAAUAAACGCUGUUAUUCUAUUAUUUUUUGUCCGUCUAUCGAACAGACACCAUAUCCAGGGUGAAAGCCUUCAUCUUGAAAAAGGACACCAGCUUUAAUAAUUUUCUGUUAAGGAAAUUUGAUCCAGGCGGUGUAGAGUCUGUAUUAGGCCGUUUGUCAUUCCAAAUGACUGUGCCUUGUCCUGAAAACUGCCGUAUUAAAGAUCCCCACUUUAGUCGGGUAAAAUUUCUUCACAGAAAUUUGAGCCAUGUAGCCACCCUCUUAUGAAAAUAUCAAUAGUAAGGUGCUACAGGCCUUGAAGUCACUAUUCUAAAGUCGGAUGUUAAUUUUUUUAUUAGAUUUUUGAUAUUUUAUUUUCCAUUUUUCAAAAGAUAUUUUGUCCUUUCCUUGUUUUUCCUGAAUUCUAUAAGUAAUCCUUUGCGGCAUUUUUUAAAUUUGAAUAUUCAAUGGCCUUUGUUUCUCAUUUCACAGUUUUAGAAGCUUUUACAUUCCCAUGAUAAUAUGGUUGAUUCUUCUGAUACUGCACAAGGGACUGUUUACUUUAAUCUAAUUCCUUGACAGCUUUUCUAUCUUUGAUAAUCAACAUGAUUGCCAAUUCAAAUUGAUUUUGUCAUUCAAUGAUUGCUACCAUAUUUUCAAAAUUGAUUUUUAAUUUUGAAAACUGGUUUGAUUAUUUUGGCAUAAAUUGGGGAUUUUGUAAUCAUACAGACUUGAUCAUAUAUUGCUGGAGACCACAGGAUUGGCGAAUCCUGCUCCGCUUGCAUCCAUACUUUGGUUGGAUGAUCAACUGGAAUCUGCGGUGAAACUUGAUUCUAUAAUCACUGUAAGCUUACACUCAUCAUGCUAACUACACAACUGCUUCCUCCAUCAAUAUUAUAUUUUUAGUUGAUGUUUAUUUGCAAACUCUAUGUUCCCCACAGUGUAAUAUUAUGGAAGCAUAUAUAAUUGGGAAAAUAUAAUGCUUUGAGUAUUGGUUCCAAAGUAAUCAUACAGUGUCUGUGGUCAAAUGAAAAUUUUAUGCCUUUUCAUACUGUCCCGUUGAAUAUUGAAAUUAUUCUAUUACUUCCAUCCAGGUUGUUGAUGCUAAAAAUCUCCGACAACAGAUAGAUGAGUAUCGAUACUCCUCUUCCUUCCCUGAAGCAUAUACUCAAAUUGCCUAUGCGGUAUUCAAUUAUUAUACUGAUUUUCUCUCAACCCGUAGUUUUAAACUUCUUACAGCCUAAGUUAUGACUGCCUUUUAUAUACAUUUCUUUUUAUUUUAUAUACUUAAUUUGAAUGAAAAAUCGGGUAUCUUGCCUACAACCUCCCCCCCUCCCCCCAUGGGCAUUUCACAGAUUUUUUUUCACUUAUCUAAGUUGUGCUUUCCCUUCUUGGCAGGAUAUCAUAAUUCUUAACAAAGUUGAUUUGGUUUCUCCAGACGAACUUGGUCUUGCCACAUCUCAUUAUGUGGAAGAUUUGGAGAAGGAUAUUCGUAACAUAAACUCCCUUGCUACUGUCAUUCGUUCUGUUCGAUGCCAGGUUGAUCUAUCGAAGAUAUUGGAAUGCCAGGCCUAUGAUGCAUCAGUCAGUCAAAUAAUUUUGAUCUUUCAAACUAAGUAUUCUAUGUAAUCAGCAAGAUAUUCUAAAUUUUUCCCAUGUGCAAAUUUUUUGGCGUACCAGCAUAUAGCCCAUCAGAAAGCACUGUUGGAAGAUAGCAAGUCGUUAUCCUCUUUUAUUCAUGACUACAGCAUCCGUACAUUAUGCAUAUGUGAAGAUCAGCAAGUUGAUUUAAACAAGGUAGCUGCAAUAGUUUUAAAUAAUUAUUUCAUCAAAAUAUUUUAUUCCUUUCAAAAAUAUUCUUUUAAUAUUCGUUUGUGAUGAUGUCCGGUUGGAUUUUAGAGAUUUUCAGUGGUUCAUGUUCUUCAACAUUGAGGAAAAAAUAGGAGGCUGAAUCGGCUGAAAUGUCUCAUUAUGACUGAUUCAGGUGUAUUGGGUCCUGUUCAGGCUUGAUACGGAUUGGAUCUGUAGAGAUAUGAAAGAAUAAGAAAUUUUGAGAAGAACACAAACUUCUGAAGAAUUCUAUAAAGAACAAUGACACGAAAAUUACAAAAAGGGAAAGUUAUCACGAUUGAAAUCUUGAGAUUUGGAAAAAAAAUCAUCUUAGCUAAUUUUUUUUAAUAUUUUUGUAAAAUAUUUCUGAUCUCCCCGGGCCUUCAUCGACAGGUUUAUUUAUGGCUGGAGGAAGUUCUUUGGGAGAAGAAAUCAGACGUCGAUAUCUAUCGCUGUAAAGGGAUUCUGAGUGUGCAUGACUCUGAUCAGCUUCAUACGCUGCAGGUAUCCUUUUAAAACAUAAAAUCUUGUCUAUUAUUCAUAUUCAUCAUUAAUUAGGUCACAUAAUUUCACUCUCAAGAUCCAUAUUUUAGUCCUACUUUUUACUUCUUGAGACUUCAAUUUCCUCUAAAAAUUCAGCAGUAGAUCUCUCGUUUAUUGUCGCAUAGUCUUCCUCGUUUACUUCGUCGAACUCUAACAGAUCAAUAUUAUCAUGCUGUCAUUAAGCAUGGGUUUAGCCCCUAUGAAUCAUGAUCUUCAUCAGCUCUAGGAAGGUUUAGUCCCGGACAAGUUCACAGACAAAUGCAAUUCUUGGCCCAAUCGAAUGCAAUCCUGAUCUUGCUCAGGAUCAGAAUCUAUAAUAUCUGAUCCAGUUUGUUCACAGUCAUUGAAUUGAAUAAUUGAAGAGAAAAUAAUUUAAUGUGACCUGCAAGUCUUACUGGAUAAAUAAAAGUUUUCAUUAAUUUUCACUUAUACCAAUUCAGAUUAGCCCAGAUUUCUUACUUGUUUGUCUCAAAAAAAAAAAAAAGAGGCUAUUUAUACCGAAAACUUCUGAUAUCGAUUUCAUCUUACUCAGGCUGUAAAGGAACUCUUUGAGAUCAUCCCGCUUCGUGCAUGGCGAGAGGGGGAGAAGAAAGUUAGCCGGAUAGUCUUCAUAGGCAAGGGCUCUUGAGUUUCCUGUGUUGUAUUUAUUUGCGAAAAUCAUGUGAUUAGUCUCUUGAUCUUGCUCCUCUUCGUUGCAGGUCACAACCUAGAUGAGAAUACCCUGAGGUUAUCUCUCAGAGCUUGCACCAUUGUAGAUUGA